Molecule: messenger RNA, 408 nt
Organism: Symbiodinium sp. CCMP2592
Lineage: Eukaryota; Dinophyceae; Suessiales; Symbiodiniaceae
Source: the annotation of a GenBank genome assembly
AUGGCUUCGACCGUGGACAUAGCCUUCGUCGUGACGCAGCGCCACAACCGCGAUCACGAGGUAGACAUCAAGCAGUUGAUCGACAACGUCUACAAGCCACCGGACGAGAAGAAGGUCAUCCACUAUGUCAACGAUGGCCUGAACCGCGCACUCCGCGGCAACCCACCGCCGCGAGAGCGCCCAGCAGACCACGAGGUGCCCAGAUAUGAGAACUAUUGGCAAGCGAGGUACCUCAUGGAGGCUCUUGCGGAUGCGAUCGCGCUCGUGGAGAACUCCAACGGAGGCAAACUGAAGCCGUCGAAAAUGUUCAAGCGCAUGGACUUCGACAACGACGGCUACCUUAGCAUCUCGGACCUCCGCAGCGCUUGCGAGAAGUUCAAGAUCCCGAAUUCAAGCGCUUCGGGCUGA